Messenger RNA from Dovyalis caffra, 1545 nucleotides. NCBI's taxonomy places the organism in Eukaryota, Viridiplantae, Streptophyta, Magnoliopsida, Malpighiales, Salicaceae. The record is from the annotation of a GenBank genome assembly.
AUGUCGUCUGGCGAAGAAAACUCUUCAGACAGUCCUACUAUGGAGUUUAGCAUUGAGGAAUCAAAGCCGAAUAUACAGCAUGCUGUUACCGCUCCAUUAGCAUCAAACAUCUCUGCAAACCCCCUGCUUCACCUACUACCACAGCCACCUUCUACCAUUGCUUCACCACCAUUGCCACUUUCUAUCGUUACUCGACCACCAGCACCACCCAGAUUUUCUAAUAACCACGAUGACGAUCGUUAUUUCAAGAGUUUCCCACCUGGAUAUAGAUUUAGUCCUCAUGAUGAUGAGCUGGUGUUGCAUUACUUGUCCAAGAAAGUGAGAGGACUGCCAUUGCCUAGGAACAGGAUUGUCGAUGUCACUCUCUAUCAACACGAUCCCGAGUUUCUUGCAGAUAGAUACAAGCAUUACGGUGAAAAAGUAUGGUAUUUCUUCACACCAAGGGACAGAAAGUACAAGAACGGAACUAGGCCAAAUCGAGCGGCCGGUGAUGGAUACUGGAAAGCCACUGGAGCUGAUAAGCGUAUUACAUAUGAUAAGGCUGUGGUUGGAGCUGAUAGGAAUGUCACUGUAGAAAAAGUUCUGGUUGGAUUUAGAAAGGCACUUGUUUAUUAUACUGGAAAGGCACCAAGGGGUGACAAAACCAACUGGAUAAUGCAUGAGUUUACAGUGAAUGAUCCACCUCCUCAAGUCAGAAAUCAUCGAGAUGACAUGAGGCUGGAUGACUGGGUUCUCUGCAGGAUUUACAAGAAACAUGAGAAGCGUACUAUUGUUAAUAGUAAUGUCAGAAAUCGACAAAGAAACGAGGACGAUUCUGCGGGGUCAAUUGAUGACAUUGAUGAAGAUUACGUAAACGGUCAUGAUCAUAAUACAAAUGAUCAUCUGGCUGGUAUGGAGGCUGACUAUGCUGGGGAGAUCUACGACAUUGGGACUGGUUCUUUAGACAAUUCAUUCGCAACGUUGGAAGAUUUAAGCCCACAGCAGAAUGCUCUAAGCGGAUUCUCAGAUCCUAUCAACUUUUAUCAUGCUCCUGCUGACUAUUGCAUGAUGUUGCAUGAUACACAGUUCCCCAGUUUGCCUGAGACAAUUGGAAGUUCUGCCCCAAUGUUCUCCAUUAUUAAUCCUGACAAUUGGUCAUUCAGGCAAAACGAAUACCAAGAUGAAUUUCUGAAUACUACAAACUGGUCUCACAGUAACAUUGCUGACCAAUUUCUUGAUCCCUAUUCCGUCAGGUCAAUUAAUCUUCCCAGAAAUCCUGCUCCUCUCGUCAAUCUUCGUCCCGCAAAUACAGUUCCUCUUAAUGGAAGCCUUCCUCCCAUAAAUAUUGCUCUUCCUAAUGGAAGCUUUCCUCCUACAAAUACUGUUCGUCUUAAUCGUAGCUUUCCUCCCAUCAAUACUGUUCUUACCAGCCGCCUUUCUCCCACAAAUCCUGCAAAUAGUCAACCAAUGUCAUCAAUACCUUCCACAAAUCCUGCAAAUAAUCAGCCAAUGUCAGCGAUGAAUGUUGAGGCCAAACUACAUAGACAGCCACCUCAGCAUCUAUGA